UGCUCUUGGCUGUGUAUUGACCUUUUCUACGUCAUCCUAGAAGUGAGUAAAUGGUUGAAAGUGUACAAUAUUGAAAAGGGGAAGAAAGAGAUUUCUUCGUUUCAUUAUAUAUUUUGCUGCACAAAGGAUUAGAAGUAUCAGCUGUUUUUAGAAUGGACCAAGAAAAUGAUAAGACUCAUUAUCCAUCAUCUACACAUACAUUGAAAGCAAUUAACAGUUUGAAGCACUUACAUAUUUCUAAAACAAUUGCGACAGAUAUUAUUCAAUUGAGAAUUGAAGAAAGUACUAUCAAUGACGAGGAAAAUACUAUGAAGUUUGCCAAUAAAGUUUGCUCAGCAACUAAUAAAAAUGAAAAUGAAUGUAAAGAGAUUGCAAAGAACUCUAUAGAAUUAAUGCCACCACCUAAAUUGCCAGUAGCAUGUAAAUCAAUAGACUCUACCCAACAAAUGUCUAAUAGUGAAAACAGUGAAAAAGUAAGAGAUAACAAAAGUGAUGAAACAGUCCAAAAAGGUUCAGAUACAGAAACGAGUAGUUCAAGUAAGGAAGGUGAAAGUAAGAAAAAGUGGGUACUAACAGAUUUUGAUAUUGGCCGGCCUCUAGGUAAAGGAAAAUUUGGUAAUGUAUAUUUGGCCAGAGAAAGACGAUCAAAAUUUAUAAUAGCCAUGAAGGUGCUUUAUAGAUCACAAAUAGAAGAUGCACAAAUCUUACAUCAAGUACGAAGAGAAAUAGAAAUUCAAACCCAUUUGAGACAUCCAAAUAUUCUAAGAAUGUAUGGAUAUUUCUAUGAUCCUAAGCGAAUUUAUUUAAUAUUAGAGUAUGCACCAAAAGGAGAACUUUAUAAAGAACUGCAUAACCAGCCUAAUAAACGUUUUGAUGAAGUAAGAACAGCCACUUAUGUAGCUCAGUUAGCAGAUGCAUUAAAAUAUUGCCACAGCAAGAGUGUUAUUCAUCGUGAUAUUAAACCUGAGAAUUUACUUCUUGGAAUUAAUGGAGAAUUAAAAAUAGCUGACUUUGGAUGGUCAGUACACGCUCCUUCAUCUCGAAGGGACACUCUAUGUGGAACUUUAGAUUACUUGCCACCUGAAAUGGUGUCUGGAAAAACACAUAAUCACACAGUUGACUUUUGGGGUGUUGGAGUAUUAUGUUACGAAUGUUUAGUUGGAAAGCCUCCUUUUUAUGCAACAACCAACGAUGAAACUUAUGUAAAUAUAAGAAGAUUACGGUAUAAUUUUCCGAAUUUCGUUAGUGAAGAUGCAAAAGACUUAAUUUCAAAGUUGAUAGUUAUUGAUCCUGAAAAAAGAUUGGAUAUGGACGGUGUUCUUGCACAUCCUUGGAUUGAGAAUAAUCGCAAAGUGAAUACGGCGUGAAGUCUUUAAAAUCAUAAAUAAUGUAAUUAUAAAAAUAAUCACCUUGACUGUAUGUUGCAAUUGUGUAUGUAUGUCCACAAUAUAAAUAAAUUGUAAUUUUAAACUCAAUAUCAC
Cyphomyrmex costatus is the source of this 1481-nucleotide messenger RNA. RefSeq names its product aurora kinase C. The coding region runs from base 153 to 1367 and encodes 404 amino acids. The transcript is spliced from 5 exons. The record is from RefSeq and is a predicted model, not a curated record. Gene Ontology annotation, molecular function: protein kinase activity; ATP binding. Lineage: Eukaryota; Metazoa; Arthropoda; Insecta; Hymenoptera; Formicidae. Gene Ontology annotation, biological process: protein phosphorylation.